AUGGGGAUCAGUUUGAUCCCGAUCGUCACCAAAGCGUUGGCCUCGGCCAUAUUCCGACAUCUGACUUCUUUGAGAGAGAUCGGCGAACAGCAAGCCGGAUUCCGGCCUGGUCGUGGACGGAUCAAAUUUCUACGUUGCAGGAAAUUUCUAUUCUCUUUGAUUGAUCUCAUUCUCGUUUGCGUCGGCUCUCUCCGUUCAGCUGGGAGUCAGAAAACCGUGGAUGUCGAUGCACCCCGGUCCUCUGCCCCGUCAAUCGAGGCACGUUCUAUGUGUCUUACACAAUGCAAUCAACCCACCGGGUGGGAAUGUGAUUCGGAUCGGCGUUCUCCGUCACACCAUAUCUCCCCAAGUUUGAAAUCGAUCGUGCUCGUUGAGUUACGACAUACGUAUGAUGGGGAUUUGGCUCGACUGGCUUAUGUGCCAUUCUGUCGUCUGGCGGGCGGCUGCUACAUUGAUAAAAAUUUGUACAAUACCGAAUGGAUUCACAGUCUGAUUGGGCAUAAACCGAAUUUUGCUCAGGAUGCCCCCGUGAGUAGCAGUCUACCGUCUGCAAACUCUGCAUUUACACCACGUGUCAUGCGAAAUGCUGUAAAUAUUUGUGAUAACCACUCGAUGCUCGAUUUCAAUACGUCCUCUGCAGUUUCCAUGUCUUUCGAUGACAACGCCCGUGAGAAAUUGAACCUGGUAAGUCAUAAUCUAGGUCAUUUUUUCUUCAACCUCAUUUCGAGCUUCUACAUUACUAUAAGGUGA
Echinostoma caproni is the source of this 750-nucleotide messenger RNA. Lineage: Eukaryota; Metazoa; Platyhelminthes; Trematoda; Plagiorchiida; Echinostomatidae. The record is from the annotation of a GenBank genome assembly.